Molecule: messenger RNA, 7553 nt
Organism: Archocentrus centrarchus (flier cichlid)
Lineage: Eukaryota; Metazoa; Chordata; Actinopteri; Cichliformes; Cichlidae
Gene: ncoa6
Product: nuclear receptor coactivator 6
Exons: 17
Coding region: 157-7239 (2360 amino acids)
Biological process (GO): positive regulation of transcription by RNA polymerase II
Cellular component (GO): histone methyltransferase complex; nucleus; transcription regulator complex
Source: RefSeq, a predicted model, not a curated record
UGCCGGAAGUAGGAACUGCGUGCGGUAACUUUGCACCGUGUUUGAUUCAUGUUUUGUUAGCUAAUCAAGUAAGCAGAUGCCGACUGCUUGAAGUUAUUUUCAGAUGAAUAUAUGUGCAUAAAACAGUUCACACGCCACUCCUACUAAGAAGGGAGGAUGGCACAUCGCCACACCCCACCUAAGUCGUCCCAGAGGACAGAGUACCUUGAGGCUGAUACUGAAUCCGACAGGGACUCUGGUGUUGGGGAUGAUGCAGGAGAGGAUGCUGACAGUUACCAUGGAAGCACAGUAACAGAAGAGGAGAAAAUUGAGGAGCAUGACGGCGUGGAAGAAAAAAGCAGGGAGGGAGAAGAUUUUACAGUCUUUAUUGCCUUUCAAGGGAAUAUGGAUGAUGAAGACUUCACUCAAAAACUUGAGACUGUCCUCAGCGGGAUACCGAACAUGCUCGAUAUGGGCCAUGAACGGCUACAACCACAGCACGUGGAGCCAUGGAACAGCGUGCGGGUUACCUUCAACAUUCCUCGGGAUGCUGCGGAGCGACUCCGACUGUUGGCCCAGAACAACCAGCAGCAGCUCAGAGAGCUGGGGAUUCUCUCUGUCCAGAUAGAAGGGGAAGGGGCCAUCAAUGUGGCUAUGGGACCAAAUCGAGGACAAGAAGUCCGGGUGAAUGGACCAAUUGGUGCGCCCGGCCAGAUGAGAAUGGAUGCUGGUUUUCCUGGUCAGCCUGGUCCAGGAGGGGUACGGAUGGCAAAUCCAUCGAUGGUUCCCCCAGGGCCUGGCAUGAUAGGUCAGACUAUGUUACCAAGUAGUAGUGGACAAAUCCACCCUCGCCUUCAGAGACCACCUUCACAAACAGAUGUGAUGGAUCCAAUGAUGCCAGGUAUGUCAGUUCAACAGCAGCAGCAGCUUCAGCAUCAACAGGCUGGUCCCCAUACCUCAGGCCCUAUGCCUCCACAAGCUGCCCAUCACAUGCAGACUCUACAGGCUGGGAGACCGCUCAAUCCUGCUGCACUGCAGCAGCUACAGCAUCACCAGCAGCAACAGGCCCAGCAACAAGCUCAGCUCUCCCAACUUGGACCUAGAGCUCCAUUCAACCCAUCAGGCCAGAUGGCUGCGCCCCCUGGCUGGAAUCAGUUGCCUUCUGGCGUCCUUCAGCCACCGACUGCCCAGGGUGGCCCUGCCUGGAGAAAGCCCCCACCCCAAACACAGAUGGUUCAACGCCCACCUUCUCUUGCUACAGUUCAGACCCCCAGUCAUCCUCCACCCCCCUACCCAGUUGGCAGCCAGCAGGCUGGGCAAGUAUUUAAUACUAUGGGACAGGGACAAUUACAGCAACAGCAGCAGACUGGAAUGGGUCAGUUUGCUGCUCCCCAGCCCAAAGGCCAACAGGCUGGCCCUGGUGUUGCAGGGCCACCAAGACCCCCUCCACCCCUACCACCAACUUCUGGACCACAGGGUAACCUCACUGCCAAAUCCCCUGGCUCGUCAUCAUCUCCUUUUCAGCAGGGUUCACCAGGGACACCUCCUAUGAUGGCUCAGAGACCUACAACUCCACAGGGUUUCCCCCAGGGUGUAGGUUCACCAGGAAGGGCAACCCUCGGCCAACAGGGUAACAUGCAACAGGCAUUCAUGGGAAUGCCACAGCAUGCACAGCCUGCGGCCCAAGUUCACCCAGGUAUGCCAAAGCGUCCCAUGGGCUUUCCAACCCCAAACUUUGUUCAAGGUCAGGUGAGUGCCAGCACUCCAGGAACCCCUGUGGGAGGCCCCAGCCAGCAGCUGCAGAGCAGCCAAGCAAUGACUCACACAGGAGCUCAACCAUCAGCCUCUACACCAAAUUCAAUGCAGGGACCACCCCAUGCUCCACCCAAUGUUAUGGGUGUACAAAGUAGCAUGGCAGGUCCAGCACCUGGUACAACUGCUGGGCCUAGUAUGGGCCAGCAACAGCCUGGCCUCCAGACCCAGAUGAUGGGCCUCCAGCAUCAGGCCCAGCCUGUGUCCUCCUCCCCCAGCCAGAUGGUUCAAGGCCAGGGUGCAGGUCAGACUGUCCUCUCAAGGCCCAUCAAUCCUGGGCAGAGGGGAGGAAUGACCCCACCCAAGCAGAUGAUGCCUCAGCAAGGCCAGGGGGUGAUGCAUGGGCAGGGUCAGAUGGUUGGAGGCCAAGGGCACCAGGCCAUGCUGCUACAGCAGCAACAGCAGCAACAAAACUCAAUGAUGGAACAAAUGGUUGCCAACCAGAUGCAAGGCAACAAGCAGGCUUUUGGGGGCAAGAUGCCAGCUGGGGUUAUGCCUGGACAGAUGAUGCGUGGCCCUUCUCCAAAUGUACCAGGUAAUAUGGCUCAGUUCCAAGGCCAGGUUGGCCCCCAGCAGAUGACUCCACAACAGCAACAGCAAAUGGCUCAACUUCAGCAGCAGCAAAUGCAACAACAGCACCAGCUGCAACAGCUGCAGCAGCAACAGCAGCACCAGCAGAUGAACCAGCAACAGUCACAGCAGGUUCCUAUUGCUGGAAAUCCUAAUCAAGCUAUGGGCAUGCAUGGGCAGCAGAUGAGACUCCCUUCUGCUCACCCUCUCAUUCAGCAACAGUUGCAACAACAGCAGCAGCAGUUGCAACAGAAACAACAACAGGCCAUGAUGCAGCAGCAGCAGCCACAACAACAACAACAACAACCACAACAAGCAGCUCAGCAACACUCACAUGCCAUGGGGGAUCCGAAUAGUGGGACAGGAGAUUUGGGAGUUCAACAAAUGGUCCCUGAUAUGCAGGCACAGCAGCAGCAAAGCAUGAUGGGAGGUCCUCAGCACAUGCAGAUGGGAAAUGGACACUUUCCAGGUCAUGGCAUGAAUUUCAACUCACAGUUUACAGGUCAGAUGCCGAUGGCGGGACCUUGUGGACAGCCAGGCGGUUUUCCUGUUAGCAAGGAUGUUACACUGACUAGCCCAUUGCUGGUCAAUCUACUGCAGAGUGAUAUUUCUGCCAGCCAGUUUGGACCAGGAGGAAAACAGGGAGCAGGUGGGGGAAAUCCGGCCAAACCCAAAAAGAAGAAACCACCACGCAAGAAGAAGCCUAAAGAAGGAGAAGGACAACAGCAAGUAGAGGGACUUGGUAGUCUUGAAAUGGCUCCUGGUAUGGAUGAUGCCGAACUGCCAAAUCUGGGUGGUGAACAUGGUUUGGGCUUGGACACCUCAGGUCAGAAACACCCUGAAUUUGCUAACAGGCCUGCAGGCUUUCCUGGGCAGCCUGGAGACCAGAGAGUAUUGCAGCAGGUACCCAUGCAAUUUAUGCAGCAGCAGCAGCAGCAGCAACAACAACAACAACAGCAACAGCAGCAGCAACAACAGCAGCAACAGCAACAACCACAGCAACAACAACAGCAAAUGCAGCACAUGCAACAGCAGAUUCAACAACAGCAAAUGCAGCAUCAGCAGCAAAUGCAACAACAACAAAUACAACAACAGCAGCAGCAACAACAGUUACAGCAACAGCAAAUGCAGCAACAGCAGCAGAUGCAACACAUGCAACAGAUACAAGGUCUCCAGAAUGCUCAGGGGCAGCAGGGAAUGACAGUGCAGCAGACUACAGGUCAAGGCCAGCCACAAAUGCACCCUCAUCAACUGCAGCAGCAACCGCAGCAACAACCCCAACAGCAACCACACCUGCAACAGCAGCAACAACAGCAGAUGAUGAUGAUGCUGAAGAUGCAGCAAGAGCAGGCAAAAAGUCGUAUGCCCAUCCCCCCGGGAGGGCAACUCCCUCCUCGGGGAAUGGGCAAUCAAACUGAGGUGCAAAGACAUCCUGUCUCACAGCAAGGCAACAUGCCUGUAAUGAUUAGCCUUCAAGGACCUGGAGGGGUACCACCAUCACCUGACAAAGCCAGAGGAAUGCCCCUGAUGGUGAACCCACAGCUUGCAGGGGCUGCACGAAGAAUGUCCCAUCCUGAUGUAGGGCAGGGUCCCCAAGCCACUGGAUCUGAAGAAGCCCCUUCAGUUGCCCACCCGAAGCAGGACAGGUCUAGUGGCCCAGAAAUGGGGGGACAGCCAGGAAAUGGGACUCAACAGAUUGUGGGCAAUCAGGCCCCCAACACUCACAUGAUGAAGCAAGGCCCUGGUCCUGCACAAAUGCCCCAACAUACUGGAGCUAGUCCUCAGCAGCAGUUACCCACUCAGCCUCAACAAGGAGGUCCCAUGCCUGGUCAUCAUUUCCCCAGUGUCCCCACAACCUCACAGAGCUCAAGGCCUAAAACCCCCAACAGAGCCAGCCCCAGACCAUACCACCAUCCCCUCACCCCAACUAAUCGUCCACCCAGUACUGAACCCUCCGAAAUUAACCUUUCACCUGAGAGGCUAAAUGCUUCUAUUGCAGGGCUGUUUCCUCCCAAAAUCAACAUUCCUCUGCCUCCCAGGCAGCCAAACCUAAACAGGGGAUUUGAUCAGCAAGGUCUUAAUCCAACAACUCUGAAGGCCAUUGGACAGGCCCCUCCUGGCUUAGCUUUACCAGGAAACAACAACAAUGGCAGUGCAGGUGGAAAUAACACUAACAACAAUCAGCAACCAUUUUCUGCUGGUACUGGUGGUGGGAUUGUAGGUGCUAAACAGGACAAACCGGUUGGAGUGCAGGGUAAGAGGGCAAGUCCUAGCAAUAGUAGGAGGUCAAGCCCAGCCUCUAGCCGCAAGUCAGCCACCCCAAGUCCAGGAAGACAAAAGGGGACAAAAGCAGCUGUCACUGGCCCUCCCCACCAGCAGCAGUUGGUCAACCCUCAGGGGCAAACAGUGAUGGUAAGCCCUACCUCAGUACCACCAAGUCCAGUAUCUAUGCCUUCACAAGUGAGUGGCUGUGUGGAGGCACAGCAGACCCAGAGCACCCUUCAUGGAAUUCAAGGUAACCCUUCUGAUGGAGUCAGGGAUAGUCAGGGAAUGAUAACAGCAGAGCAGCGACAGAUACCACACUCUCAGCCGCAGCCUUUAAGAGAGUUGUCUGCACCCAGAAUGACAAGUCCCCGUCUGCCUGCACCUCAGCAGCCUAAAACUGACUUGGAACUGCAGGCUGGCACCGUUGAUAGGCAUCCGCCACACUCGGCACCUAUACAGGACUCCGAGGUCUCACCUGCUCUCAGAGUAGCCCCGACUUCUCUAAACCAGUUACUGGAUAACACAGGUGUGCCAAACAUGUCACUGAGACCCAUACAGAGUAGUACUGUGAUGGGAAAGGACAGUCCUAAGUCUGCCUUUGAUCCAGAAAGGCCACUUCACAGUAAUUCCCAGAGCACAGAUUUGGCAGUCUCUGUUGCGAACACGCCUGAAACUGAAGCUAAACUUAAACCUGUUGUCUCAGUACCUAUUAGCAGUCCUAACUUACAGGCUGCUUCAGUUUCCAGUUCACUCCCUCCCAAUAACAUGAACUCCAAUACUACUCCCAGCCUUAACCAAAACCCAGUUUCCAACCUUGGUGUCAUUCCUAGUUCAAAUGUAAAUCCAACACCUACCCUUUGCAGCACAGUCAGUACCAACACUAAUGUCACCCCAAGUGUAAACCCCAGUACAGUCGCUUCAAGUCAGAGCAGUUCUGCAUCCACUGUUAGUACUAGUUCGAACUCUAGCUCUUCUGUAAACUCAAUUGGUUCAGCUCUUAAGCCAAGUCCUAGUCCUAAAACUGUGACAAGUGUCCACUCAGUCAUACAGCUCCCUGCCUCUUCUAGCACCAUUUCCCCCAACCAGAUCACCGUGUUUGUGGCCUCAAACCCUAUCACUUCUGCCUCCACUUCACAGCCACCCACAUCUAUGGUUUCCACCAUGGUGGCUGUCCCUCACAGGAACAUUAGACCUCAGGACAUCCGGCAGCAGAGCUCUGCCCCCCGACCUCCUCAGUUCAUCACGACUACCCCUGUAUUUAUCAACCCAAUUUUCCAGGUCCCAGGUGCAUCUGUGGCUCCCAAUACUACAGUGGUAUCUCAGUCAGUCACAAUGGUGGGGUCUAUCCAGGUGUCAAAUACAAAUAUCCAGCUUUCUCCUGCUUCAAGCUCCACCCAGUCCUCAGGGGCUAACAUGACCAGCAGUCAGUCCACUAGAAAUGCUGUUGGACAGCUCCAGAUUGCCACUAGUAUGUCGUCAUCGAACCCAGCACCUCUCCUAGCUCCUCAGCAAAAUAAUCCAGCAGCUAACAAAACAGAAAGCCCUGGGGAGACUAGUUCUACUCAGAAAUCUCUCCCAGUCCCACAGCCAUCUCCUCAUCCUAGCCCUUCAGCAUCUUCCCCCUUUCAGCCACCUCUGGCUUCUCCUCCUCCCUGCUCUAGUCCGGGGGCUGUUAACACCGUCCGGAAAAGCCCUGUUUCUUCAUCUCCUACUGCCCAGUUGAGAAGUAAGCCUGCACAGGCUGCUGUAGCUGUUUGUGUUACAGUGGACUCCCAGCAAAGUCCUAUAGAAAGGCCUGCACAGGGGCAUACAGGGGCUGUGCCAUCACAGGUCUUUCAUCCUCCAGCUAGUCCGGCCAUUCAGACUGAAGCACAAGCACCUCAUACUACUGUUUCUCCAAACAUCAUUAAUAUGCCUGCAGUCUCAUCUCCAGUCACAGUUCCUAGUCAAGUCACUGCUCCUACUCAGAUUGUUGGCCAGGCUUCAGUGCAUGCACCAACUUCAGUCUCAACGCCAACACAGGCCAUAACUUCUCAAGCUCCUGUUGUGGCUGUAGUUGGUACUCCUACUGGUGUUUCUUCUCCAGCUGCACUCUCCACGGUCCCUCUUGUGCAAAGUCCCCUACCGUCCAUUGUUCCAACCCUUGGCACACCUGGCCUUGUUCAGGAGGGUCCCCAAACCACAUCCUCACCAGCUGCUAACCUCAGCGGAGUUCCAUCAGGCCAGUCUGACCAUGCAACAGCUGUAGAGUCCUCCAUCCCACCAGCUGCAGCAGCUGCUGAAACCACUCAGACCACCGCAGCACCCAUUCAACAAGAAGUUCCACAGUCACAGGAACCUGCUGCCACUGAGAAGACAGGUGAAGAGGUCUUGACCGGCUCUGAACAGGGAUGGGCAAAGAAAAGAAAGACGCCCAUCAACUUAGUCUCAAGAGCUGCUGUGGAGAAGCCCAAGGGGCCAAGCAGACGCAGCUCCCGGGCAGAGAAAGAAGUGGAGGAGGAGCCAGUAGCAGACAGCAGCCUUAGGAAGAGAUCAGCCAGGCCUGCAAACAGUCAGUCUGUAAAAGAAGCUGGAGCGAGCCCCACGCAGGCCAAAAGAAGGAAGUCUAAGUAAGCACAACUACAGUUGCGCUUACCUGUGAAACGUACUGUAAAUGUUUUGGUUUUUUUUGUUUUUCUCGCUGUGAAUCACUUGAUAAUGGUUUCUCUGAGCAGGAUUAUAAAUUUUUACUAGAGGAAGAGACUCAUGUACAGAUUGUUUUAAAAGGAAUCAUGCUAUUGUCGUGUCCAUGUGAGAUUGUAGUUAGAAAGUGUGCAUACAGUUUGUGUGAAUGUGCUUUUUAUAUGAAAUGCUGGAUUAAUCAUGUGAAGAUAGAUGGUGCAGCUUGUCAUGACGGUAUAAUGUAAAACAAAUAAAAUUUUCUACCA